Molecule: messenger RNA, 1745 nt
Organism: Lycium ferocissimum
Lineage: Eukaryota; Viridiplantae; Streptophyta; Magnoliopsida; Solanales; Solanaceae
Product: UDP-galactose/UDP-glucose transporter 5B
Exons: 11
Coding region: 175-1209 (344 amino acids)
Biological process (GO): transmembrane transport
Cellular component (GO): endoplasmic reticulum membrane; Golgi membrane
Molecular function (GO): 3'-phosphoadenosine 5'-phosphosulfate transmembrane transporter activity
Source: RefSeq, a predicted model, not a curated record
ACUAGUAGUUAAAAAAGGAAACAAAAAAGAGGAAAGCGUAAACUUGCCGGCGAUUGCCCUGACGAUCUUCAUAUUAAAAUAAAAUAAAUCUCCCUCGACCCUUCAACCUUCAAAUACUGAGCGAGCUGUAGCAAAAGAAAUUAUUAGUUUUUGAUAAAAUAGAGGUGGUGGGAUAUGGCGGAGCCACCGUUGAAGGAGAACAAGUUAGCCAAAGGAACUUUUGCUGUGGUUGGAAUCAUGUCUACUCUCGUCAUUUAUGGCAUUUUACAGGAAAAGAUCAUGCGAGUUCCCUACGGGCCGAGUAAAGAAUAUUUUUCAUACUCAUUGUUUCUUGUCUUUUGCAAUCGGAUUACCACCUCUGCUGUCUCUGCUGGAGUUUUACUGGCAAGUAAGAAGGCAUUGGACCCCGUAGCUCCACUCUAUAAAUAUGGUGUUGUUUCUGUUUCUAACAUCCUUACAACUACUUGUCAGUAUGAGGCUCUCAAGUACGUUAGCUUUCCUGUUCAAACCCUGGCAAAAUGUGCAAAAAUGAUACCUGUAAUGAUCUGGGGUGCUAUCAUUAUGCAAAAGAAGUACCAAGGAUAUGACUAUCUUGUGGCGUUCCUAGUAACCCUGGGUUGUUCCUUAUUUAUUCUGUAUCAGGCUGCAGGUGACAUCAGUCCAUUCAACAGAGGAAGGGAAAGCACAGUCUGGGGAGUUUCUUUGAUGAUAGGCUAUCUUGGGUUUGAUGGCUUUACGAGUACAUUCCAGGAUAAACUUUUUAAAGGCUAUGAUAUGGAAAUACACAAUCAAAUAUUCUAUACAACAGCCUGUUCGUGUCUUCUUAGUUUCAUCGGUCUAGUUUUGCAAGGCAAUCUUCUCAUGGCAAUAGAUUUUGUAUCCCGCCAUCAUGAUUGUUUCUUUGAUAUUGCUCUGCUAACAACUGUAGCGACUGCAAGUCAAUUUUUUAUUUCUUACACAAUCCGCACAUUUGGUGCUCUAACAUUUGCAACCAUAAUGACCACAAGACAGUUGGUGAGCAUUUUGCUUUCAUGCUUGUGGUUUGCCCAUCCUUUGAGCUGGGAGCAAUGCAUUGGAGCUGUUAUCGUCUUUGGAUCCCUUUAUGCAAGAAGCUUCUUGAAGACUAAACAGAAGCCAUCAUCAUUGGAGACUAAACAGAAACCGUCAUCAUUGGAGAUGCCUGAAACUAAAGCCCCAGGUCCUUCAUAAGGAAAUCUAUCACAAAAUAACUUGUGACCUUCGGAAUAAGUGAAUUGAAAUAGCUCUCUGCAACUUCAAAGCUGAUCGGAGAAAGAUGUAAUUAAACAAGGCAUGAAUGGGAUUGCUAUUCUUUAAAAUUCCAGAUGGAAGGCUAGCUUGCUGGUUAUUGCAUAACAACGUGCAUAUAAUGGCCAUAUGCAAUCGAGCAAGAUUUUGACGAGCCUUCAUCAACUGUCAAAUUACAGCCUCACUAAGCAAUAGAAGUUCUAUGAUCUUUUGUUCACUUAACCAUGGACUUCCUUUUCUCCAUUUUUUGGAAUUUCAAAAGAAUGUAACAGAUGGUUAGCGGUUCUCUCUUUUUAGGAAUUUGGAACUAUACAAAUAGACAUAAGAAAUGUAUGAGUUGUCUUGUGGCUCUAACCUUUUUCAACUCUAACACAAUAUCAGGUGGUGGGUUUUACUGGGACUUCAUCUACGUAGGCAACGUGUAAAUGUUAUGUUGUGGAACAUGACAUGUUUUGCAUAUCAAAUUGAAGAAUUGUACA